Molecule: messenger RNA, 1404 nt
Organism: Dicrocoelium dendriticum
Lineage: Eukaryota; Metazoa; Platyhelminthes; Trematoda; Plagiorchiida; Dicrocoeliidae
Source: the annotation of a GenBank genome assembly
AUGUCAGACGCCUCAAGGCUCGAGCCAGUCCACUGCCACUUGCUCGCUCUGAUCCAAGAAUCAUUUCCGUUAUCUGAAAACAGCUUGAAGAGCGAGAGAAAUUCAAUCCAUGACAGCAACAUGGCCAGUGAUACAGAAGAGCAGAAAAAGGGAACGCGUUCGCCGUUCGCUGAUACGUCGUCUAAUCACUCAGCUUCAGCCGGAUGCGAUAUUGCCGCGCGUACCGACUUCCCAAGACCUGGCAGAGUGACCUCAACCACGGACUUGGCCCCGGGAUUCGAUCACAACCAACCCACUGUGGAAUGCACACCGAAAGCUACCACAAAUGUUGCUUCCGGAGGAAAUAUUUUCUUACAGAGUUUACGCAAAAUGCCCUCCAACCUAAACUGCAACUCGGUAGAACCUGAAAUGGUGGAUGCAAGAACGCUGAGGAUGAUGGCUUACAAUACUUGGUACAGAAAGAACAAAAAGCUUACUGCAGAAAGUACGAAAUUAGGUUCACAUGAAGAAAGUGAAGUAACGAAAAAGCAAGAUGAUUUUGAGAAAUUGCGUGCCAAUGAAAAAGCUUUUGCUGCCUGGAAGGCAAAGAAGCGGUCCUCAUUACUGGAACAACUCCGACAAAGAAAAGAGGAGGAACAGGCAAAGAAACAAACGCUUGAAAAAGAACGUGAGCAAAACGAAUCCGCUUCGAAAGCUUUUCAUGCUUGGAAGUCGAUGAAAGACGCCGCACUGUUAAAAAAGCAACGCGAUGAACAACAAGCAGAACAAGCUAUGUUGGAGAAGAAGCGCCAGGAAGCGAACGAGAAGAUCGUCAAUAGUGAAAGAGCCUUCAUGUUAUGGAAAGCGCAAAAGGAAGCGAUUCAGCGCGAGAUUGUACAAAAGCGAAAACAGAUUCAAGCAGAGAUGAAGAAGAAAAAGGAGGAAGAAGCUAGAAUUCGGUUGAACGAAGCAGCCGAAGCAUACUAUAGAUGGGAAAUGCGUAAGAUAUCAUCCGAAGAAAAUAUGGACAAAGUCGGCCAAAGACAAUGUCCGUUGGAUCGUGUUCCUUGGAGGCCACCAUCAGCCAGACCGUGCAUAACAUGAGACUUACUAAACUGACAAUCAACAAUGAGUCCGAUGUCUAGAACUAUACAGGUAAACAUAAUCCUCGAAAGCAAUGCACACCACUGUGGAAAUCGCAUUAUUAGUUGCAUCUAAUUCGCGAACAACCUAUUGUAUAAUGCUCCAUUCCUGUCCUUCACAUGAGUAAACCAACAAAGAAAAUUGCCACACCUUCUUAUGUGUUCAACUACCAAAGAGUGUCUCCUUACGCUUGUUCAUUCACUUCAUAUAGCGGGAUCAAUUUAAGUGUUGGCUUUUCAAGCGAUUUCUUAAGCCAUUUUCUGAGUUCGCAUCCACAGGCCA